Molecule: messenger RNA, 2209 nt
Organism: Sitodiplosis mosellana (orange wheat blossom midge)
Lineage: Eukaryota; Metazoa; Arthropoda; Insecta; Diptera; Cecidomyiidae
Gene: Kdm4A
Product: probable lysine-specific demethylase 4B
Exons: 5
Coding region: 318-1646 (442 amino acids)
Biological process (GO): chromatin remodeling
Cellular component (GO): nucleus
Molecular function (GO): histone H3K36 demethylase activity; histone H3K9 demethylase activity
Source: RefSeq, a predicted model, not a curated record
UUUUUGACACCUAAUGAACUGAUCCGACAGUGCGACAGAAGAACAGUGUAUGAAGAAGAACCAUACAAAACAUUCGAUUAUACACACGGAUUUCAAUCCAGAAAUUUGAAUCCUUUGUUUAUAUUCUCUGUUUUUAAAUUUAAAGAUGGUUCGUGCAAAUUGUACACGUUUUCUAGUUUGUCCAUUAUGGUAGUUAAAGAUUAAGUAUUGAAUAAUGUGCGUUAGUCGAAUACAUCAAAUAUCAAAGUAACAUUUAAGCCAUCACAGAAAAAAUAAGAACAUCGGGAAAAAAAAGGAGAAGAAAAAAAUUCCACGAAAUGAAAAUGUCACCAAAAAAGAAUAAUUUCGUGCCGCGAAUCAUGGUCUUUCGUCCAACAUGGGAAGAAUUCUCGAAUUUUUCCAAAUACAUUGAAUACAUGGAAUCAAAAGGUGCACAUUUAGCGGGAGUUGUCAAGGUGAUACCGCCGCCAGAAUAUGUGCCACGAAAAUCGGGCUAUGAUUUAGACAACUUGAAAAUAACAAUACCAGCACCGAUUGAGCAAAUUGUAUCGGGCAAGCAAGGAAUCUACCAGCAAAUAAACGUUCAGAAGCGACCAAUGACCGUGAAGCAAUUCCGUGAUCUAGCAUUGUCCGACCGUUAUCAAACGCCGAAACACUUUGACUAUGAAGAUUUGGAACGUAAAUACUGGAAGAAUGUCACGUAUAUUGCACCAAUUUAUGGAGCCGAUGUUGCGGGCACAUUGACUGACCCAGAUGUCACAAGUUGGAAUAUAAAUAAUUUAGGCACAAUUUUGGAUUACGUAAACAAAGACUACGGCAUAUCGAUAGCCGGUGUCAACACAGCCUACUUAUAUUUCGGUAUGUGGAAAACGUCCUUCGCUUGGCACACAGAAGAUAUGGAUCUGUACUCCAUAAACUAUUUACAUUUCGGUGCGCCAAAGACAUGGUAUGCUAUACCAACCGCUUAUGGUCGCAAACUCGAAAAGUUGGCUAAUCGCCUGUUUGCCGAAAACUAUGAACUGUGUAACGCACAUUUAAGGCACAAAAUGACGAUAAUCAGCCCGCAGGUUUUACGCCAAAAUCAAAUACCGUUCAACAAAGUUACACAAGAGCCGGGCGAAAUCAUGAUCACAUUUCCAUUUGGAUACCAUGCUGGUUUCAAUCAUGGUUUCAACUGCGCCGAGUCAACGAAUUUUGCUGCAUUGCGUUGGGUUGAAUAUGGAAAACGUGCAGCACACUGCCAGUGCCGAAGGGAUGCGGUCAAGAUCUCCAUGGAUACGUUCAUCAAAAGGUUUCAGCCGGAAAACUACAGCAAAUGGCGAAGCGGCAACGAUGUCGGCCCACAUCCAGAAGAUUCACAUCGGCUACGCUCUGACACAAACGGUACCAAUACUUCCAUUAAGCAAAAAUCGAUAAGUCGAUCCAAAAGCCAGGAUCGUCCAUCGGGCUUAAAAAGGCGAAAAGUCGAAAUGUCAAAGUUCGUUGUGCCUGAGCAUAUGAAUCCAAAAGUGGUUUUGAACAAUAUUUGGAAAGAAUUGGCUGAUGUUGGCGUUGCUGUGAAUCUCUUGCCGCCGGGAAAUAUUAAGAAAACCAUUAGCAUUAGAUACAGCACCAAAACCCAAUCUCUUUUCGGUGACGACAUUUAGAACAUUUAGAUUGAUGCAAGAAAAAAAACGAAAAUUAUUACUAUUUUGAAAAGUCUGCGAACGGAUCACAUAUUCAUUCAAACGUGAUUUAUUUCCUUCAUUCAUUUGUGCGAGAGAGAAAGAAAAAACUUUCGACCGAAAUUUAUUUAUCAUCUUCAUUCGCAACUGUUUAUAUUUCAUUGAAUUCAUCGAAAGCGUUAAUGAAUUAGGAUGAAUAUUUCAUCACAUAGUGUAAGAAUUCUGAACAUGAAUAGGAUAUAACACUGUAUUAUAAAGCAAACUAAUUCGGAAUAUUGAAUACACUGUCAUUUAGGUUAGUAGCAAACAAUUCGUUUCCAAAGGUUUGAAAAGAAGAAAGAUAAACAUUAGGUAUUCACGAUGCAAUAAUAGUAAAUAGACAUUAAGACAAAUGGAUUUUCAGUUUGAUUUUGCAAAAUUGACUUAAAAAAUUAUUAUAGGCCAUUUUAUGGCUCGUAUUUGAAGUGAAGUGAAUUACAAAUUGUGAACAUUUUUAUUUAUUUAUACCGGUUUGAAUGAAAAUAAAUGUGUCAUAGCAAGUCGAA